This is a messenger RNA of Callorhinchus milii (elephant shark), 745 nucleotides long. RefSeq names its product prolactin (gene prl). Gene Ontology annotation, biological process: positive regulation of receptor signaling pathway via JAK-STAT; response to nutrient levels. Lineage: Eukaryota; Metazoa; Chordata; Chondrichthyes; Chimaeriformes; Callorhinchidae. The record is from RefSeq and is marked provisional. Gene Ontology annotation, molecular function: hormone activity. Gene Ontology annotation, cellular component: extracellular region.
CUCUGCACCAGAUCUCCUCACAACCACUUCAGUAAUUGGUGCAGCUCCUCAACCAGGCAGUGACAGGCUCCACCAGGGCAAGCUCCGUGUGACAGGCACCACCACAGCCAUGUCAAAGUGUUGCACGCUGAUUCUUUUCCUGAUCUCCCUCGGUGGCCGCUUGGACACUAUGAACUCGCUUCAGACCUCCUCACUGGUCACUGUGCCAGACCUGUUUGAUCGUGUAAUCCAGCACUCCAGACGAAUGCACGCCCUCUCCUCGGAGCUCUUCACCGAGUUUGAAAAGUACCUGCUGCCCAGCAUCAACCACCUGGACAGAUCUCCGCACCGGUGCCACACUGCCAGGAUCCUGACUCCGAAUGGGAAAGAGAAUGCUCAAAGAACCCCUAGGGAGGAGUUGACGGAGGUGAUCUUGAGGCUGCUGUUUGCCUGGCGAGAGCCUCUGAUGCACUUUCACCAGAACCUGCACCAUUCUAAGGACUACUCCAGUGCCAGCCACAGGAAGGCCAAGCAAAUGAGCGAGAUGGUGCAUGAGCUGAACCAUGGGGUGGAAAUACUGACCGAGAAGAUCCAGUUGCUGGGGGAGGUGAGUAAUUCCCUGAGAGGCUUGUGGGUUAGAGACCAUCAAGGCAGCAGGGCCAUGAGUGACUACCAGCUGUUGCACUGCUUCAGGAGAGAUUCCAACAAGGUCCAGAAUUACCUGAAAAUCCUCAAGUGUCGAGUCCUGCCAGAGCCCAGCUGCUGA